GGCGUUGUCCUCGCCGGUUCCGGGAGUCUCGCGAGAGUUCCGGGGAGGCCGCGGCGGCGGCGGGAUGGGAGCGCCGAGAUGCCCCGUCACUGCUCCGCCGCCGGCUGCUGCACCCGCGACACCCGCGACACCCGCGGCAGAGGCAUCUCCUUCCACCGGCUGCCGCGCAGGGACGACCCUCGCCGGGCGCAGUGGUUGGAGAACAGCCGGCGCCGGGACCCCUCGGGCGGGGGGCGCUGGGACCCCAGCUCCAAAUACAUCUACUUCUGUUCCCAGCACUUCGAGAGCUCCUGCUUCGAGCUGGUGGGGUACAGUGGCUACCACCGCCUGAAGGAAGGGGCCGUGCCCACCGUGUUCGCCGUGGGCCCCUCGCGGCCCCCCCGGCCCCCCCGGCCGAAGCCCCCCCCUCCCGACAGCGACCCCCCCAAACCCCUGCGGGGCGCCCGCAGGUGGAAACGAGAGCCCCUCCCAUCCCCUCCGGACCCCCCGUUCCCCUCGGACGCCUCCUGCUUCCCGCGGGACACCAAAGACCCCCGGCCACCCCCGGCCGGCGACCACGGCGGCGUCCCGGCUCUGCCCGGGCCCUGCGGCUCCAUCCCCGAGACCCUGCUGGUGGCCACGGGCGACGAGGAAGCCACGACCACCCCGGCUCUACCCGAGGGAGCCCCCCCGACCCCUCCGGGACCCCCGGGACCCCCAUCACCGUCUCUGUUCAUGCUGCGGCUGCCGCCCCGCGCCGGUUCCUACAUCCAGAGCGAGCACAGCUACCAGGUGGGCAGCGCUCUGCUCUGGAAGCGCCGCGCCGAAGCCGCGCUGGACGCGCUGGACAAAGCCCAGCGGCAGCUCCAGGCCGGGAAACGCCGCGAGCAGAGGCUGAGGCUGCGGCUGGCCGAGCUCCAGAGGGAGAGGAGAGCGGCGCCGGAGCCCCGGAGGAGCCCCAAGGAAGCGCCGGCCUUGGUGGAGUUGGAGCUGCUGGGAGACGGAGGAGGGAGCUGAGGAAUCGGCGGAUCCUCGGCGAGGCUCCGGGGAGGUUUGUAAAUAAAAAAAGAAAUGGUUUCGUCUUUUUUUUUCCAGGUGGAAUUUGGGGGAGGUUGUGGAGUUUUGGAGGGGGAGUUUUAGGGGAGUCUUCCCUAAAAAUCUCCUGAAUCCCUGGAUGAGGGAUUGGGAUGGAAUUAGUGCCAGGAGUUCAGCCGAGGGGUGACAGGGUACGGAUGGGAGGCUCAGGCGGGAUUUUGGGAAGGGAUUUUUCCCUCUUGGGUUGGUGAGGGGCCGGGAUGGAAUUCCCAGGGAUUUGGGAUGAGGUUUUGGGGGUUGCUGAGGGAUUGGGAUGGAAUUCCCAGGGAUUUUCUCCGGAACAAAGCCCAGGGCAGGAAUGGGAUGAGGUUUUGGGGGUUGCUGAGGGAUUGGGAUGGAAUUUGUGCCAGGAGUUCAGCUGAGGGGUGACCGGAGCGGUGUCACGCUGGGAAUGGGGAGGUUCAGGAGGGAUUUUGGGAAGGGAUUUUUCCCUCUUGGGUU
Messenger RNA from Poecile atricapillus (Black-capped chickadee), 1515 nucleotides. It is a transcript of the gene THAP7, whose product is annotated as THAP domain containing 7. Gene Ontology annotation, cellular component: nucleus. The coding region runs from base 79 to 996 and encodes 305 amino acids. The transcript has 6 exons. The record is from RefSeq and is a predicted model, not a curated record. Gene Ontology annotation, biological process: regulation of DNA-templated transcription. Lineage: Eukaryota; Metazoa; Chordata; Aves; Passeriformes; Paridae.